UGCCCGACUGCUCGAAAUCCACGUCAGUUAGCCGUUUGCGUUUGCCCAGGUAGUGCGGAGUGAAAGGCUUGUCGAGUAGUCUUAAAUUUGUCAUUUGCUGUCGCACAAUCGUCAUCGAGAUAACGACGGUCGGAAAUGGGGACCAGAAGUGAAGGCGGAGCUUAUACAACACCUACUGAAUGGAAACUAUGGAAUCAAACGAAGUUGAGUCAAAGCCAAUUUGAGCGGCUGACAGCCGAACGUCUUGACGCCGAAAGCAAAAGGCUUCGUGAUGAUGUCGGUACCCGCGUUACUUCAAGUCGUCGUGAGGUUAGUCAGCAAUUCUCGACAAGGAUUAGAGAUUUGCAGUACUGGUCGACCAAUUUAGAAUCCAAAACAGCAGAAGUUGGCUCAGAGAUAGACGCUCUGUUGCAAUGCCAAUCGCAAUUGCAACGAAUGCACCACGCCUGCGGAGACCCGAUCGCUGUUGUCGAACAAUGUCUGCAGUUGCGGGAACGUCGUUCUCAUGUUGAUCGAUGUCUUGAUGAAGUUCAAUCUUCUCUGCACGAUGAGCUGCGUACUUUACGCCAGGGAGAGAUGGUGCUUGGAAGGACGGUCAUCGAAGCGAACGAACAGAUCAGACUCUUGCGAAGCGCUAAAUUUCAGUUGGACCGUGACCUAGCCGACAAAUCCAAAGCCAGCGAGAUUGAUUCAACAACUGCCGGAUUGGCCGACUCUGUUGUGGGCGACGGCCGUACUCCACGAUUGCUGUCGGAUCUCGUCCAUUCGAGUCAAAUAAAUGCAACGGUGCAUUUCCCUUGGAGCACUCCCGGUGCGGAUUUGGGUGGAAACGAUCGUAAUGCCGGAGCCAUAACCAAAGCCAACAGACAAACAACUCCGACUGAAUGGCAAAGUUUUACAGAGAGAAACGUGCAAGAAGCGUCCGAGCAAGUUCAUCGUUCCUUACAGUUGCGGGUGACGGCCAUGGCUGUUAUGCAGGACAUCAUUCGUGACACUCGUUCGCACGCCAACCAAGUAGACCAACUCUUCCACGACGUCAUUGACCGGACAAAGAAGGCACUAGGAGCACUGAAAUCCGAGCACAGCGCCGUCUGUCAGCAAAUCCAAGAGACGGAAGAGACGGCUUCCGGAUUGCGCGCUGCCAUCGCUGCUCAAGACGCUCCGCUCGGUAGCGCCAUCCAACAGUUAGCUAGGAGAACUGCCCGUCCUAACGUCGAAUUCUGUCGCGACGGCGUCCAGGAUUGCCUGGAAACGCGGGUGGAUGUUGUCAGGACUUCGUUACGUCAACUCCAGGAAAAACUUAGUCAGGCUGAAGCGUCGCUACGUCGGCUACGUCAAUCCAAAUUCGACCUGGAGCAGGAGAUCGCCGUGAAAGAGGCGACCUUGAGGAUUGACGCUGAUCAUUGCAUGAAUGCGUUGCGAAGAAACAUGGUCCUUCCACAACCGUGAAAGGUCGGCUUGUCUAAAUAGUAUGAUUUUCACUUUUGUCGUUUGGCAUUAUCAUCAUCAACUCUCCCUCAGACUAAAUCACUAAAUAAUACACGGCACGUGCAAAAACGC
Messenger RNA from Daphnia magna, 1560 nucleotides. RefSeq names its product tektin-1. The transcript is spliced from 9 exons. Lineage: Eukaryota; Metazoa; Arthropoda; Branchiopoda; Diplostraca; Daphniidae. Gene Ontology annotation, cellular component: microtubule cytoskeleton; nucleus. The coding region runs from base 136 to 1449 and encodes 437 amino acids. The record is from RefSeq and is a predicted model, not a curated record. Gene Ontology annotation, biological process: cilium movement involved in cell motility; cilium assembly.